UACAAAUUUUGAAGAGUCGUUGGGAUUUGUGCAGUUGAGAAUUCUUGUGUUGUUUGGAAGAUAUGGUCAUUAGCAUGCAGAGAAUUUCAGCAAUUCAAUGGCGUUCAUGGCUGUUUCUUCUUCUCAUGACAUGGGCGUCUGCAACUGCAACAGAGCUGAAGGCGCCCAGCCUUGGCGUGAAAGAACGAACCAGAAGGGUGCUGAGUCUUGAGGCCUCUGAACCAUAUUCCUUCAGCUCGGAGGAUUUCAAGGACUAUUUCUAUGAACAGACUCUCGACCACUUCAACUACCGGCCUGAAAGCUAUGCCACCUUCAAACAAAGAUACGUUAUCAACUAUAAGUUCUGGGGUGGUGCAAAUUCUAGUGCUCCCAUCUUCGUCUACCUGGGUGAGGAGUCACCUUUGGAUAACUAUAUUGAUGCUAUUGGCUUUCUGACUGAUCAUGCCCCUAAAUUCAACGCUCUUGUUGUAUUUAUAGAGCAUCGCUAUUAUGGUCAAUCAGUCCCCUUUGGCUCAAUGGAAGAAGCCUUCCAAAACGCCAGCACACUGGGAUACUUCAGUUCAUCCCAAGCACUAGCAGACUAUGCAGAGGUGAUCCUUUACAUUAAGAAAAGCCUAUCUGCAGAGAGUUGCCCUGUGGUUGUCAUUGGAGGAUCCUAUGGUGGAAUGCUUGCGGCAUGGUUUCGCCUAAAGUACCCCCACAUCGCCCUCGGGGCAUUAGCAUCGUCGGCACCGAUUCUUUAUUUCGAAGAUAUCACACCACAAAAUGGAUACUAUUCCAUUGUCACCAAGGAUUUUAGAGAAACCAGUGAGAAUUGCUAUAAUACCAUUCGCCAAUCAUGGUCUGAGAUUGACAAAACUGCAUCACAACCUAAUGGUCUUUCAGUUCUUACCAAGAAAUUCAAGACUUGCUUUCCACUAAAUUUGUCAUCUGAGCUCAAGGACUAUUUGGAAACAAUAUACAAUUCAGCUGCCCAAUAUGAUCGGCCUCCAACAUUUCCAGUCUCUGCGAUUUGUAGUGCCAUCGACAACACAUCUAAAGGAGCUGAUCUUCUGAGUAAAGUCUUUGCAGGUUUAGUUGCUUAUAAAGGAAACCAGUCGUGCUAUGAUACAAAGGAAUUCAAAUACUCGACCGAAACAAAGAGAGGAUGGAAUUGGCAGAGAUGUAGUGAAAUGGUAAUGCCCAUUGGCCGUGGUAGCAACGAUACUAUGUUCCAAGCAGCACCCUUUAAUCUAACGAACUUCAAACAAAGAUGCAAGCGUCUCUAUGGUAUCAGCCCCAGGUCUAAUUGGAUCACCACUCAAUUUGGUGGUCAUGAUAUUGAACUUGUUUUGAAGAGAUUUGGUGGCAACAUCAUAUUCUCAAAUGGACUUAGAGAUCCUUACAGUAGUGGAAGUGUCCUCAAAAAUAUAUCAGACAGUCUUGUAGCCAUAUAUACUACUCAAGGAUCCCAUUGCAUGGAUAUACUCCCAGAAUUACCAGAUGACCCUAAAUGGUUAGUCAUGCAACGAAAUCAAGAGAUCAAAAUCAUUGGCCAAUGGAUCAAACAGUAUUAUAUGGAUCGUCUGGCAAAUCAUUGAUAUAAUUGUAUCAGAUGAUUGUAUUCUUUCAAAAAAUAAUUGUAUCAGAAUGGCUUAUAUUGUUACGAUUCAUCAUAUAGCCUUUUGGAAAAGCCAAAUUGAAGUAUUGAAUUGGUUUUUAA
Molecule: messenger RNA, 1702 nt
Organism: Nelumbo nucifera (sacred lotus)
Lineage: Eukaryota; Viridiplantae; Streptophyta; Magnoliopsida; Proteales; Nelumbonaceae
Biological process (GO): proteolysis
Molecular function (GO): serine-type exopeptidase activity; dipeptidyl-peptidase activity
Source: RefSeq, a predicted model, not a curated record